GUCUGGGUGGUCCACACAUGUAAGGAAAGCUGCCAUCCUCCCAGUGUGGAGGGCUGGUAUAUAAACUGCUGCUGGAGCUUGCUCCUGUUACUCUGGGCCUGGAGGGGCUUGCUAAAGGAUCAAGGAUGAAGCUCUUUUUUCUAACUGCCUUUGCACUGUUUGUGCUCUCCGCCUUUGACAAGGCUGACUCCUCAGCUUAUGAUAAGAUAGUGGCCCACAGUCGCAUCAGGGCAAGAAAAGAAGGACCCAAUGUCUGUGCACUCCAGCAAGUCAUGGGGACCAAGAAGAAGUACUUCAGCACUUGUCGCAAUUGGUACCAGGGGGCCAUCUGUGGAAAGAAAGCGACCGUGCUGUACGAGUGCUGCCCUGGCUACAUGAAGCUGGAUGGCAUGCGCGGUUGUCCUGCAGUUGCCCCGAUUGACCAUGUGUAUGGUAGCUUGGGAGUCGUGAAGGCCACUUCAACUCAAAACUAUGCCGACAUUUCCAAGCUCAGACCUGAGAUUGAGGGACCCGGAUCCUUCACUUUCUUUGCCCCCAGCAAUGAGGCCUGGGAACUGUUGGAUGAGGAAGUGAGGAGCGCGCUGGUCAGCAACGUCAACAUUGAGCUGUACAACGCCCUUCAUUAUCACAUGGUCAACAAACGUCUCCUGACCAAAGAUCUGAGGAAUGGAUUGACCGUCACUUCCAUGUACAACGACCUUGACCUCCUGAUCAACCACUACCCCAACGGGGUGGUGACUGUGAACUGCGCCAGGAUCAUCUACGGCAACCAGGUUGCUACUAACGGAGUUGUGCAUGUUAUUGACCGCGUCAUCAGCGCCGCUGGAACCACCAUCCAAGAUACCGUUGAGAUGAACGACGAGCUGACAACUCUCCUGGACAUCGUCCAAAACGCUGGACUGCUGGAGAAACUGGGUCAGCCAGGACAUUACACACUCUUUGCCCCAACCAACGACGCCUUCGACAAGCUCGGCAGCGAUGUUUUGGAAAGACUUCUGAGCGACAAGGAAGUUCUCCAAGCUCUUGUGAAGUACCACCUCCUGGACUCGGUCCAGUGCUCCGAGGCCAUCAUGUCUGGCAGCUCUUACCAGACCCUGGAGGGCAACAACAUUGAAAUCGGCUGCGAUGGCGAUAGUUUGACAGUUAAUGGCAUCAAGAUGGUGCGCACCAAGGACAUUGUUACCACGAAUGGAGUCAUCCACCUUAUUGACGAGGUGCUCAUGCCGGACUCAGCCAAGCAGGUGAUGGAGCUGUUGGGACCGUCCCAGUCCACCUUCGGAGACAUGGUGUCCGAACUCGGUAUAUCUACAGAAAUGAGAGGAGACGCUGAUUACACUCUGUUGGCUCCCCUCAACGUAGCCUUCAAUGACGAAGUGAUGUCCAUGGAUCAGAGGUUAUUCAAGAUAAUCCUGGAGAGCCACAUCUUGAAGAAUAAGUUUGGUCUGGGACAACUGUACAACGGCCAGCGUCUGGAGACCAUUGCAGGGAAGUUUCUGAGGGUCUUCAUCUAUCGCACGGCUGUGUGCAUUGAGAAUUCCUGCCUCAUAAGAGGCAGCAAGGAAGGAAGCAAUGGGGCCCUGCAUCUCAUGAGGACCUUUUUGAAACCAGCAGAAAAAACCAUGUUUGAGAUUCUGACCGAAAACGGAGGGUUCAAGAUCUUUUUGUCCCUGAUGGAAACUGCCGGCCUGACUGACGUGCUCCGGCAGGAGGGAGACUUCACUCUGUUCGCCCCGACCGAUAAGGCCUUCGCCGGGCUGAGCGACAGCGACUUCGACCUGCUGAAGAGUGACAUCAAUGCUCUCAGAACCAUCCUGCUGUACCACAUCAAUAACGGCAUCUUCAUCGGUGGAGGUCUGGAAAGUGGCGUGACCAACCUCCUCAAGUCUCUGCAGGGCAGCAACCUCAGAGUGAUGUUUGCAAAUGACACAAUGCGAGUGAAUUCGGUCCAAGUCCCCGAGUCUGAUAUCAUGGCCACAAACGGAGUCGUGCACUUUGUGAACCAGGUUCUGUAUCCUGCAGAUAUCCCUGUUGGAAGCCAGGAACUGCUCUCGCUGCUGAGGAGAUUCAUCACAUACAUGCAGAUCAAGUACAUUUCAGGAUUCAGAUACCAGGAAAUCCCUCUCACGUUUCUGAAGACCGUUGUGACUCGUGUCAUCCAGGAAGUUCCUGAUGUGACCAAAGUGACAAGGGUUAUUCAGUCAGAGCCCACCAUCACCAAGGUCACCAGGGUCAUCGAGGCCGAACCCACCAUCACCAAAGUCACCAGGGUCGUUGAAAGUAACCCUACAAUCACCAAAGUCACCAGGGUUGUCUCAAGCCCUCAGUACUCAGUGAGCAGUGGAACCACCAACGUUGAAAUGGAAGGAGUCAGCUAUUCAGAAUUUUCAACCAUCCAAGGAGGAGCCGAUAUGGACCCCGAGAAACUCGCCAAAAUGAUCCAGCAAGGCAGCACGAGAGGAACUUCCCGGCGGGUUGUAGGUAAAAAAGAGAGCCAUUUAGACAGUCUGAGUAAAGAUCCUGCUUUUUCCCCAGUAAAAGCUGGACAGCCUCUGGGCUGCUUGAGGCUGUCGGUUUGAGUCUGCUGCUGCAAUAAUGUGACGUUCUUAUCUGGCUGGAAUGUAUGUCUCAAGACAUCCCUUCAGUCAAGGGCGUAUUUUAAAACUUGAGGUGAUUGUUUGACAUUUUGGGAAUUUUGCUCCAAACAUUUACUUACCUGCUGAGUGUGCAGGCCUGAACGACAAGAUACGUGUGCAUCAAAGGUUAAAUGCCACCACAAAAUGCUGUCAGGAUUUAUAAAAUAUAAAUAAACAUUCUCCAGGUUUGCUGUUAGAGAGGAUGUUAACCUCUAUUUUUAAUCUCAGGUCUCUCAGACUUUAACGAUGGCCAAUGGCAUGAUAAUUUGUACAAUUCUGAAUUUAAUAAAACCAAAAAUGUAAUCAUUUUAGCCAUUGUCACUGCUGAAAAGCAAAUAACCUCACAAAUAGUGCAAUGAAAUACAUCCAUGAAUGAGAGAGUGUCAUAGAUUAUUUAUCCCCAAUGGCAGAAAAUGACAAUUUUCCCAUCCGAUAUUCCAGCUUUUGAAAAGUAAACUGCACAAAACCUGUUAUGAAAAAAAGCUUGCAAUUCCAAUGAAUGCAGCUUCACUUAUGGAUUAUUAUAUUAUUUGCAAUUCCUAUUUUUUUAUUCUACUUCAGUAAUGUAAUAAAUUACAUUAUUGGCAAAAUGAGUAAGUUAUUUCGGACUUUAAUGCAUCGAAAACGGUCAAAGCUGUUCUUUUAGUGGCAGGUUAUGUUACUGUCUGUUACACAUCGCCUCCAUGUCGUCUCAUCAAACUCUCCGCAAGAAGACACACUCACGCAUUCCCAAAUGUCAACCGAUCCCAUCAGCUGCUUAGUCGUUUGCUGCCUCGCUUGCCUCCAUAAUCCUGACCUGAAAGCUAUGCUGACGCUCGAUGCCGACGUUGCUGCAGCUUCUGCUGUUGGUGUAGCGGUGUUAUUGAGGCCCUCCGUGGCCACAACGCUCCCCUGAGUCUGAGCCAAGAGGGACGAUCAUAUCGUCUCUCUCUGCCGUGCUGAGCUUGGCAUUUCCAUGUGGUGAAGCAUACAAGCCAAGCAUCACACAGCAUAUAUGUAUUUACGUUGAGAUUAUAAUUUAUUCCAUGUGACUGACGUAUUCGUUCUGUUUGUCUUCCUUUCUCUUUUUUUUUGCCAGCUGGCAGCAGGAGAAGAAUAACACAGUGAAAAUGGACGGACGAUUUCCCCCGUAUCAAGUCAGAGAGAGACUCAAACACGGACCUUUAAAGUUACAUUUCAAUGCAGGGAUUAAAAAAAGCUGUUGUGUUUUUUUUUAAACGAUACUGUAAAAGGUACGCCCUCCAAAACGAUUCACUUAAAUAACUGAACGGUGCUUCGAGUGUACAUAUAUAUGGAUACUUUCAUUUCGGGCUGUGUAAACAGUUGAAAAGGAACAUUUUGGCAUAACUUUAAAGACGCAGCCACUCAGGUCAGCAUUAAGAUCAUGAAAAUCCAAGCCAUUACAUGAGCAGUAAAAAACAUUUCUCAACUUCUUUACGGCUUUGCCAGAGGUGAAGGUUUACGCAGGGAGAUUUUACAAGCUGUUUGGGAGCAUUUCUAAAUCUCAGCAUGAAAAGAUGGAGAAAAAAAAAAAAGAUGUUUUCUCAUUUUUGACUGUUAUUUUAUUUUGUUUUAUGGCUGUGAGUUGUUUGACUUUCAUGUAAAUUUCGUCUAUGCAUGUACUAUUUGGAGUGAUGUAUCCAAGUGCAGACGCUCUCCUUUCUACUUUCCAAUAAAGUGCUUUCAUUGAGAAAAAAAUCCCAAGUUUGAAAAUCUGACCAGCUUGUGGUUUGGAGUCACUUCUAUGUCCUUGUGAGGGAUCUUCAGUGGGAAAUACUGCUUCUGAAAACAUUAAAUGUAAGACCUAAAUAUUAUGUCUGCAUUUUGUAUUUUCAAGUAAAAGGUGUUUAAAUUAAACACUGAAAUUUGUGA
Molecule: messenger RNA, 4505 nt
Organism: Salarias fasciatus (jewelled blenny)
Lineage: Eukaryota; Metazoa; Chordata; Actinopteri; Blenniiformes; Blenniidae
Gene: postnb
Product: periostin, osteoblast specific factor b
Exons: 21
Coding region: 126-2576 (816 amino acids)
Biological process (GO): cell adhesion; extracellular matrix organization
Cellular component (GO): extracellular matrix
Molecular function (GO): cell adhesion molecule binding
Source: RefSeq, a predicted model, not a curated record